Messenger RNA from Aspergillus puulaauensis, 2001 nucleotides. RefSeq lists its product as uncharacterized. The coding region runs from base 1 to 2001 and encodes 666 amino acids. The record is from RefSeq and is a predicted model, not a curated record. Gene Ontology annotation, biological process: lipid metabolic process. Lineage: Eukaryota; Fungi; Ascomycota; Eurotiomycetes; Eurotiales; Aspergillaceae. The transcript has 3 exons. Gene Ontology annotation, cellular component: cytosol. Gene Ontology annotation, molecular function: acetoacetate-CoA ligase activity.
AUGGCACCACAGCCCAUCUGGACUCCGGUCCUGCCAGCCGACCAGAUCCCUAUGAACGUCUAUCGCGAACAUGUCAACCGCAGGUUCAGUCUAAGUCUCCGCUCCUCGCACGAUCUACAUAGAUGGUCGGUCACCAGUCCGCAUGAUUUCUGGAUAGACCUGCAUGCAUACACGGGAAUUGUCCCGUCGCUCCCCGCGACAAUGACGCGCGCAUAUGAUCCCAACGUCCCCAUGAGCGCUGUUCCCAAGUUCUUUGAAGGCGCCGUCGUCAAUUACGCUGAGAACGUGUUCCACGGCAAGCGUCCUCAUCAAGCUGCGCUGAUUGGAAUCCGCGAGAAAGAGGAUAUAGCAGGCGAUGUCUGGACCUGGGCGCGGCUGCAGGAAACUGUGCGACAGCUUCGCAGCGCACUGCUGCAGAGCGGAGUGCAGGAGGGAGACCGGGUUGGUGCCAUCAUCUCGACGAGUGUUUGGUCUGUUGCGCUGUUCCUGGCUACUGCGUCGAUUGGGGCUGUCUGGAGCAGCAUUGCGCCGGAUAUCGGAGAGGAGGGCUGUGUGUCGAGGCUGGACCAGAUUAGUCCCAAGGUUCUUUUUGCCGACGACUGUUCGACAUUCAAGGGCAAGACGCGGUCGAAUGUCGAUAAAGUGCGGAAUAUCGUGGACAGACUCACGCACAAGCCUGAAUUGUUUAUCAUACAACUGUCCAAGGCUGCUCCCCCGUUUCCCACUCUUGACAGCUUUCUAGCACGAUCCAGGCCAGAUGAUGACCUGCAGUUUAAGCGCGUGCCAUACUCUCAUCCUCUCUACAUCCUCUACACCAGCGGCACAACCGGCGCACCCAAGUGUCUUGUCCACGCCCACUCGGUCAUCAUCCAGCACAAGAAGACCUCCCUCCUACACAACUCGCUAACCCAUGACGACGUAGUCAUGCAAUACAGCAGCACCUCCUGGGUCCUAUGGAACGUCAUGGUAGGCCAUUUAUCCGUUGGCCCAACACUGGUUGUAUACGACGGAUCACCCCUCUGGCCAAGUCCAAAGGCCAUGCUCAAAGUCCUGGAAUACCACAAGGUCACAUACUGGGGAAUAUCCCCUGGCUUCUUGCACCAACUCGAAAUGUCCGGAUCCAUCCCCAGGGACGAAGCAGACCUCAGUGCUCUCCGGAUGGUCCAAACCGGCGGAUCUCACCUAGCAGCAAGCCAAUACCACUGGUUCUAUCGUGCAUUCCCGAAAUCCGUUCAUCUGACAAGCGUCACUGGUGGUACAGACCUGGUUACGUCGUGGAUUGGAACAGACCCAGCAGGGCCAGUAUACCCUGGCGAGAUCCAGCUCCCGAUGCUCGGGCAGGACGUCGAUGUCGCGGACCCUUCGACGGGGAGAUCGAUCAGGGAAACUGGCCAGCAUGGUGAGUUCGUCUGCCGGACGCCAUUCCCGUCAAUGCCGGUGUUCUUCUGGGGAGAUCGAAACAUGACAAAGUACAAGGAGACGUACUUUGAUCUGUUUCCUCACUGCUGGGCGCAGCAUGACUGGGCCAGUUACAACCCUUCUACCAAGGGUUGGCAGAUCCAUGGAAGGAGUGACGGCGUUCUGAACCCCCACGGCAUCCGCUUCGGGUCGUCAGAUAUCUACUCCGUCGUCGAGGCCGAGCCCUUCAACAAAGUCAUCGCGACAACACUCUGUAUCGGGCGUCGUCGACCGGCUGACAACGACGAGACCGUAUUCCUCUUCGUGGUCAUGCACCAACCGCAUAAACUCUCUGAGGAGCUGAUCCGGAGAGUCAAGGACGCAAUCCGGGGCGGCCUCAGCCAUAGACACGUCCCGCGGUUCGUGAUAGAAGUCCCCGAGAUCCCAAUGACAGUCAACGGCAAGAAGAUCGAAACUCUCGUCAAAGGAAUCAUCUGCAAAGGACAACUACCGCCCAAGGCCAGCAACACAGUUGCAAACCCCGGCUGUCUACCCUCGUUCAUACAAUUCUACUCGCUAGAAGACCGCCAGUCAAAGCUUUGA